This is a messenger RNA of Boeremia exigua, 2661 nucleotides long. RefSeq lists its product as uncharacterized. The record is from RefSeq and is a predicted model, not a curated record. Lineage: Eukaryota; Fungi; Ascomycota; Dothideomycetes; Pleosporales; Didymellaceae. The transcript has a single exon. The coding region runs from base 178 to 2493 and encodes 771 amino acids.
CAAACACAGCAGCCGUUUACGCUUCGACUCGAGCCUCCUGGUCGCUGGUGGUUGGCUUGUCUCUGUUGGGCCGCAACCGCCGCGGGAUCGUCGACCCCUGUCAUCAACAAAUAUACAUGGCAACCCCGAUACACGAAACCUUGCACAACGGCAACAGCGUCGCGCACUCACGCCAACAUGUCAGGUUUUGGUAGCUCCAUUAGCACCCCGCGCCGCUUGCGGCCGAACCUACGACCGGCAGAGUCGUCCCCGAAUCUGUCAUUCUCGUCCAGCACAAUUGCGCGCCAGGCCUCUCUCAGCGCACUCACCGGCGGCGCAUCGCCCUCUCCCAACAGCAUGGCAGACGCACAGGACGUCGACAUUGGCGACACAGUUGACGUGCCGGGCGGCAUGCACGGCAUCGUCAAGUUCGUGGGCAGCAUCCGCGGCAAGAAGGGCGUUUUCGCCGGCGUCGAGCUCAGCAGGGCCUUUGCCUCGCGCGGCAAGAAUGAUGGCGCCGUCGAUGGCACGCAGUACUUCACCACUUCCACACCUGGCUCGGGCAUCUUCCUGCCGGUCCACCGCGCCCUCAAGCGCUCCUCGGGCACCUCAGACGACUUCCCGCCGUCCCCCACGACCCCCUCCUCUGCAGGCAACAACUUUAGUCUGUCCACCACCGAGAAGCCCAACUUCAGCCCCAGCACGCCUUUCGUAGCCAAGUCCAAGUUUUCGCAGUCGGUUGGUCCUGGCGCUCGCCCCCCAAGACGCCCGUCAGUGUCGCGCCCCGAGUCCCCGCUGCGUAAAACCUCCAACCUGGCCCCACCAACACCCGGUCGCAGCGGAAGCAUCACCCCCUCCCAAUUCUCCAAGAGUGCAAUCGGCGCCCCACCGCGGUUCGCGAGCCCUGCACCCCCACGAACCGCUCCAGGUCCAAAGCCGCGCACGCCAGGCCCCCCUUCGAGGCCGUACUCGCGCAAUACGAACUCUCGCCUCGGCCAACAUGAUACAAUCGACGAGGAUGGCGAGGACAUGAUGAUAGGCGGUACACGCACGAGCAACGACUCCAUGACAAACUUCAAAUCCAGUCGCAUGGGUAGCCGGCCGAGCUCAGCUCCCAGCGCGGAGCUUCAGCGGUUGACCAAGGUCAUACAGGAGCGCGACAAACAGCUAGAGGAGCAGGCGAUGGCUCUCACAGAUAUGGAAGCUACACUCGCGGAGAUCCAGAGCCUCAUGCCUGAAGGAGGCUUCGAGCGCGACCCUGCUGAGUCUGGCGAUGUGCGUGAGCUGCGCGCCAUGCUAAGAGACAGGAACGACAAGAUCUCCAUGCUCACAGCUGAAUUCGAUGCGCACCGAGCGGACUUCCGCAGCACGAUCGACACGUUGGAGCUGGCAAGCACAGAGACAGAAAGAGUCUAUGAGAAGAAAGUCGACGAGUUGCAGUCGGAGUUGAUGGAGCUGCAUUCUCGCAACGAAGACGUCGAGACUGUGGCCAUGCAACUGAAGCAACUUGAGGAGCUGGUACAAGAGCUCGAGGAAGGCCUUGAGGAUGCCCGUCGAGGAGAGGCUGAAGCUCGUGGCGAAGUCGAGUUCCUGAGGGGCGAAGUAGAACGCGGUCGAUCCGAACUACGACGGGAAAGAGAGAAGGCUGCUGAAGUGUUGAAGAGCGCGAAUAAUAUGGUCGAUGGCCCGCCCCCUGCUGGCCAAAGAGAGAUUGAGCAGCGAGACGACGAAAUCAGAGGGCUGAAGGCCAUCAUACACUCUCUGAGCUCGGGCAUUCCAGAAGACCACACUCGCUCGCCCCUCUCGCGCCAGAACUCUGCCACAAACACUGAAGAGCUCAAGACUGCACAGGUCGCCGCAGAGCGCCUCGAACGCGAGAAGGAGGAGCUGCGAGGACUUGUAGAGAGGAAGGCUUACCGAGAAGAGGAGCUCGAGCGUGAGAUUGAGAAGCUCAAGAGCCAGAUCGCCCCUGUGCAGCGCGAGAGUGUCAUCAGCAACGCCGUUUCCGAACACACAGUGAAACAGGAGUCGCGCUCGACGGUAGGAGAUGCAAAGGAUUCUCUUGCAAGCUGGCGGGCUGCAUCUUCAGCUCGCCGCGACCCGCCGAUAACUCUGGAACCUAUGGUAGAGUCAGAUGGUCGCUCAUCCGCCGCUGAUAGUGUACUGUGGUGCGAGAUUUGCGAGACCGGAGGUCACGACAUCCUCAACUGCUCCGCUAUGAACGGUGACGCGGCGCAGAAGGACGCCGCGUCCCACGAUGGCGACGACGGUGUUGUCCAGGCAUUGAGGAACCUCUCCGUAUCCUCCGACCAUGCUCGACCUGCUGGCUUGACCCCAACAAAGUCCCCAGGGAACGCUCCCACAACGCCCCUCCCCAUUCCGUCUUUCAAUCACUCCAAUUCGUCGCUGGUGCCACCGAAGGGCGCUGCUGUAGCGGAUCCAGACAAAUGGUGUGCCCUGUGCGAGAAUGAGGGUCACGAUGUGACAGAGUGCCCAAAUGAGGAUGCAUUCUGAGCGAAGCAUAUAUAGAGUGUUCCAUUUCAGCGAUGAUAUCCAGCGUUGUUAGGUGCUUUUCGGAUCGUUGCCAUCCUUUUAUUCCUAACGCUGAUACCCAAUUGUCUCUACCAAAGUCCAGCCUUCUCAAGUUGAAUAUGUGAUGCCAGCCCCCAAACUCGUAACUCC